Messenger RNA from Microbotryum saponariae, 206 nucleotides. The record is from the annotation of a GenBank genome assembly. NCBI's taxonomy places the organism in Eukaryota, Fungi, Basidiomycota, Microbotryomycetes, Microbotryales, Microbotryaceae.
AUGGUGUGGUGGAAGGGAGUGUCGUGGGCGAGCCGAGUGGAACAAGGUGAGUCAUUGUCACGGUCGUCCUUGUGAUCGUUGUGCUUAUCGUCCACAUAAUUGUCAUAGUUCUCCUCGCAGUCCUCUGCGGACUUGAUGCGAUUAGGCAAGUCGCUUGUACGAUCGGAGAUAGGAGAAUCUCCUGUUGGAGUCGGGGAUUUCGAUAG